Messenger RNA from Etheostoma cragini (Arkansas darter), 2182 nucleotides. RefSeq names its product prion protein b (gene prnpb). Gene Ontology annotation, cellular component: membrane. The transcript has 2 exons. Lineage: Eukaryota; Metazoa; Chordata; Actinopteri; Perciformes; Percidae. The record is from RefSeq and is a predicted model, not a curated record. Gene Ontology annotation, biological process: protein homooligomerization. The coding region runs from base 88 to 1533 and encodes 481 amino acids.
GGGGAGGGGGUGAUACAGAAAGUUUGGGAAGCACAAGAGCCAGAAAGAAACGGUGGUGUUGUGAACAAUAAGGUUUCAAGUUCCAAGAUGAAGCUGACUGGAAUAGCUAUGUUGUGUUUCUCCCUUCUUUUGGUUCAAAUGCAUUUUUCCUCGGCCAAGAAAAAAGGAGGGUUUGGUCUCUUUAAGAAGGCCUCCAAAACCAGUAAUCUGGACACUAAGUCUAAGGGUGGAAUCCUCAAACAGCCUAAAAAACCUGAACAAGGGGGCUACCCUCAGCAACCAGGCCGACCAGGGGGUUAUCCUAACCAAGGAGGUUACCCCCAGCAACCAGGGGGUUAUCCUAACCAAGGAGGUUACCCCCAGCAACCAGGCCGACCAGGGGGUUAUCCUAACCAAGGAGGUUACCCCCAGCAACCAGGGGGUUAUCCCAACCAAGGAGGUUACCCCCAGCAACCAGGGGGUUAUCCUAACCAAGGAGGUUACCCCCAGCAACCAGGCCGACCAGGUGGUUACCCCUACCAAGGAGGUUACCCCCAGCAGCCAGGAUACCCAGCUGGAGGCUAUCCAGCAGGAGGUUACCCAGCACAAGGCUACCCAUAUGGAGGAGGUUAUGGUGGCCAUGGUAGUUACGGUGGUUAUGGAGGUGGAUACAUGAACUACAACCCAAACAACAAAGUCUUGAGCCCUCGCUAUGGGGGCAGCUUUGGAUACGGGGGUCAUGGCACUGGGGUCGGCUCUCCCUUUUCCCACUCAGUUCAGUCGAUGGGCAUGUAUCCUUCUGAUAAAUCCAGAGGGUUUGGACGCAGUGCCGUGAUGGCAGCAGCUGGAGGAGCUAUGGCAGGGAUGGCCCUGGGCUACGGGCUAGGAAGGUUCCCCCGUCCUCCCUUCCACUUCCACAGCCCCCAAGAGGAGUAUUACUACAACCAUUACAUGUACAGGAAGUAUGGUACCAAGUCUACUGAUAGCAAUGACUACAGCAGAGACUACAGCUACAGCAAACCCCCUGAAACCUAUGAUAGCUACAUGGACUCCUGCAUGAAGAGAACCGACAUUCUGCCUGUGGAGAAUCAAAAGCCAAACAACAAACCAGUUGUUACUACAACAACUAUGAUUACAACUACUUCUGCAACUAGCACAACCACUGCUGCCCUAGACUCUGGCAUUAGCAACAACACAACAGAGAGCAACAGCACUGCAGCUGCAAACUCAACAACCUCAUCUUCAACUCCACUCCAUCCAAACAAGUCUGAAGACAAUCCAGUGCCUCCAGCUUCACGGCUUCUCAUGAAAGCUACUACCAAAGACGAUGAUAAUGAUGAUACAGUCAGCAUUGUGGAGAUCGGCUACCCGGCACUGAUUGAGCAGAUGAAGGCCAGGAGAUGUGUUGAGCUGUACAUGGUAUACUCUGAAAAGUACUUGAAGAAAAAGACGGAGCCCAACAGCACUGGUGGGGUGCAGGGACUGGAGAUGGGCUUGCAAGGGCUUUUAGCUGUGAUCAUAAGUUUGAUGCUGAUGCUACUGAACAGCAACUAGCUAAUGCUGCUGUGCUGAGGUGUGCAACAUAGACUGUGUUAAAGACAUUAACGGCCCCACAGAGCUUCGAGCAUACUGUAGCCGUAGACUCCGUUGAUUUAUUUAUUCAAGCCAACUCUCCAGUGAGGGAAUCAUUGAGCACCCUGGGGCGAGUACAUGGUGAUGAGCUGUGUAAAUAAACAGCUCUGUAAUAAUGGAUACGUGCUUUAAGUGUCAUAUAGUACUUGUGUAAAUAAACUCAAGGGGUGCUAAUGUUGGAGGAAUGUCUGAUUCAAAGAGUGAAUAUGAUAUUGAAUAAUAAGAAUAAAGUGCAUUUUAUAAUAUAUGUGCUUCAGACAGCAGUUUUACAUUGUGAGCAUAACUGAAUAUUUGUAAUGGAUCAUAUUUUCCCAUUUUUGUACUAAAUGUCACUGAACCUUUAUUUAUUCAUCAUACGGUUCAUUUAAAUACAGAAAAUCAAAUGAGAAUCUUUUGAUGAUUGUUGUUGGUACACUAGUUUAUUUGGAUGAAACACUGAGUAUCUAUGCAUGUUGUAUUAACACUUUAUGUAAUGUGUUACUUCCAUUGGAAUCAAUGCAAAAGAGUCGGCUACUUUUUUAAAUAUUUAUUAUGUAAUAUUCUAAUGUAUUUUGGAUUAUGUUUGUAAAAA